UCAAAACCAGUCGGGUGGCGUCACCGAUCGUGGAUGGGUGGAGAGGUGAGAGCCGCAGGUGGGACGUGAAACCGGCUGCUUGUCUCCCGUUACUUUAACCGACGAUAGUAUCCGCAGUCGUGCUCUUUGGAGACAUGGGGAAGCUUCAGGAAUUUGAGAUUACUUUUACAAAUAACAAAGUGGUUUACAACCCCGGCGAAUCGAUAUCAGGAACUGUGAGAAUUAAAACAAGCCAGCCCGUACAGUUUAAAGCCAUCAAGGUGAACUGCGUGGGCUCGUGCGGGAUCUCGUCCAAACUGAAUGAUGCCUCAUGGAUGGUGGAGGAGCGAUACUUGAGCAGCACGCUGUCUAUAGCCGACAAAGGUAAUCUGUCAGCUGGUGAGCACAGCUUUCCUUUUCAGUUUCUAAUUCCAGGAUCUGUUCCAACCUCCUUUGAAGGCCCGUUUGGAAAAAUUUUGUACAAAAUACGGGCUUUUAUUGACACGCCACGUUUCUCAAAGGACUACAAGACCCAGCGGCUCUUCUAUCUUCUCAAUGUGCUCAACCUCAAUGAGUUGCCGGAUAUAGAGCAACCCAGCUGUGCUGUGACAACAAAAAAGUUUAACUACCUUCUGGUCAAAACAGGCACGCUCAUGUUAAAAGCGUGCAGUGAUUUCAAAGGAUACACUCCCGGACAGGUCAUCAAACUCUCCGCUGAGAUCCACAACAAGUCUGGUAAAGACACAGGCUGUGUGAUGGCCAGCCUUAUACAGAGGGUGAUAUAUAAAACGAAGCGGCCUGUGUGUGACCUGCGACCCAUAGCGGAGGUGGAGGGUGCUGGAGUCAAGGCGGGCAAACAUGCAGAAUGGAGGGAACAGAUCAUCGUCCCGCCCCUUCCACAGUCGGGCCUUACGGGGUGCAGCCUCAUAGACAUUGAGUAUUUUCUCCAGGUUUCACUAAAAUCACCUGAAGCUGUGGUCACGUUACCCAUCUACAUCGGGAACAUUGCAGUAAACUUGACACCUUGUAUUCCACCCCUACACCCCAUCGCCGCUCCCAUGCCUGCCCCACCAGGCAUCGGCCCCGGAGCUGUGGUCCCCAGCGCUCCACCUGUGGAGGAUGAACUGGGGGCCGGAGGAGUAGCCAGCGAGGCGAUCCCCACCAAAAGUCACUCCCAGCAGGAUCCAUCCGGUGUGCCUUUUCUUAGCGCAUCUGGUCCAGCCCUGGCACAGAGCCAACAGCAUGCUUCAGACGGAUCUGCACCGGUGUUUUGCGUGUCCACGGGGGCCACCAUACCUUUCUUUACAGACAGCAACACAACCCCGGUUCCUACUUCUUGUCCACUGAUUUUGCCCCCUGAAUACAGCACCUGGGAGUAUCCACAUGAACCACCACCCACGUACGAGGAAAGCUGCAGUAGCAACAACUCUAGCUUUAACAGUAGCAUGACGUCAUAGACAGUUGGGUCUCCAACCAUGCAAUUUCAUACUGCCCCCUGCUGGACAGUACAGACAUUUCCUGGCCAUUCUCCUCCAUGGACCAAAUAUCUUUACUUACUUCAGAGAAAUCAUUUCUUUAUCCGAUCGUAUCUUUUGGUUUUAUCCCUCAUACUGUCAUUUUAACAGAGGUAAAAUCCUGGAUAAAAACGAGGAGAAGGUUUAUUCAGUGCCUAAGAAGAUGUAGCACUCCUGAGCAACCACUAGGGAAAAAAUGCUCCUAAGAUUUUACGAGAGCAAUACCAGCAUUUGUAAAACUUGUGAGUCACACAGAGAACACUCAUUCAACCAAGACUGGCCUUACGUGCGGCUCAUAAAAAAGGCUCUGAAUUAACCACCAACCCGAAACCCAUGCAUCUGUAUGACUGAAAGGAUGUGAACAAUGCACCCACAAUCUGUGAAUCUCAAAACACUGGGAUACAGAGACGGUUGUUCUGGAAAGAACAAGUUUUAUUUAUUGAUCAUGAUCAAUAUUUUUAACUUGGCCAGGUGGUCACCCCUGUUUCUUGAAUGCUUAAGGGAACAAUGUAUUGCAUAUGAUUUUCGGGGGGAAAAAUAUUGAUUGACCAGAUAUCAAGAGAUGUUCUGAAAUAGGAAGGUGUUGUGUCUUCUUUUCUCUGCUUAAACAUUUUCCCUGGAUUUGUACUUUAAAGUAUUCCAGCUAAUGUGCAAGAUAUUCAGACUGUGAAGUGUUCAGAUUGUGUUGUGGUAAUGAGAUGUUGGAAAAACCAGAUUUUUUGCCAUGCAGCAUUGACAUUUCUAAAGUGAAACAUUCGAGUCUGAUGCGAUCUGUAAUGUCUGUGUUUUUCUGUAUGAGUUGUUUGGUCAUUUGCUUUGAUAUUUCUCACAUUUGCCCACAGGAAAAUAAGUUUAAUGGUGGAUUUCCAGCGAGGCCUUAAGCUGUGCAAGGAUUGUGGUGUACGGUCGUUUAAUAUGGCAAACCAUUUUUAUCUCGAUCUGUUGUGAAGAAUUUGGAAGCACAAAAAGGCACUUUUAUAGACCUCAUCAUUGUGUAUGUGUGUGAAUGUAUGCCCCCCCACCUGGGUGAUUCUCACGAAAUCCAGACUUAAAAGGUGUCCAGCAUCAGUUUUUUUAAAAAGCCCUAUUGAAGCCAAUUUUUUUUGCACAUAUAAGAUUAAGGUCUGAACUUACUAUAAUCAUUAUUUUUAGAGGAUUUAAAAAAUAUUUUCUAUAGAAUUAUUUACAUUUUUUAGAUUUAGAAAAAAUUAUCAUUACCGCAACAUGGUACUACAUUAAAUAUAUGCAUUUACAAACUCAUGUUUCGGUAAUGACAACUAAAAAGUUGUCUAGGUACAAACAUAAGAAAAAAUAAGAACUGCUUACCUGGUAGCCAUCUUGAGUGUCACAGUCAAUUAUGUCCCUUCGAACAAUUUGUAAAUGUUAGUUCCUUGAGGGCUUAAACAAUGAUUGAAAAUUGUUGCGGAGGAUGAAAAAAAAUGUCUUGGACACAUUUAUAUUCCUUAUUAUUGUCUCUACAUUUACCAGUGAUCACCAAAUACCACAUGUUUCUUUACUGUAAAUGUUUAUAGUAUAACAUGCACUGAAGCCUUUUAUUUUUUAGAUUUUUUAAUUAUAAAUAUUUCCAUGUCAAAGAACCAAAUCCAGUCAUGGACACGUUGCGGUAAUGAAAAUGUUCCCCUUAAAUGUGGAAAAAACAACAAAAUUUGUUUGUAUGAUGUCAUUUGAAAUCAUGUGCAAAAUAGUACACAAAGAGAUGUUUGUAACUGUAUGCUUCUUAUUUUGAUACUCUUACUUUGCAUUUACUUGUUUCAUGACACCUCAUAAGUUUAAUUUCGCGAGAAUCACCCAUCUGUAUUUUUACCAAAUGCAUAUUUCAGUAAGAUUAUAAGUGUUGUAGUUAAGUGUACUACUUGAUUCAGUCAAAGAAAGAUCUCUGUUUCUAUCAAGCUAAAUAAUGAAGUCUUAUUUUACUCCAUCGUGUUUUCAAGUAAAAAUGUUUAACCACUAUGUACCAAUCACAGUGCUGAUCGAGAGGAAUCGUUUAUAUUUGUAUGAAAUCAAACAUUAAGGAAUCUUAAAUUUAGUGAUUUUAUUACAGACGGCCACUGUGACGUCUGACAGCGCAGCUAAACUCAAUUCAGAGUCAGUUUGCGCCUUUUCACUGUGUAAGUAGCACUGUGUUGCAAUCUCAGCGGUUGCAAAGAUGGCUAAAGACGUUCAAACAAACAGUUCGGACUUGUUCUAUAUUUACAUUACAACUACUGCCUUAAUUGUGACAUCACUGGUCCCAUAUUAAUUGUAGCGAACACAUAAAAAUGAAAUUACUUUUUGAGAUAAUACUGCAGCUUUUACUGUUCUCCUCGCAUGUCUCUCUUGAGCCUCUUUUUGUGGGCUUAAUGAAUGUUAAUGCGUCUGAAAGAGUCCUGAGAGAUGGUAGAUGUUAGUUUUUUAUCUAGCAUCUUUGCGUAUUGGCGAAGCGUUUUAAAUGCUUAAUUUACAUACGUUUUAUAUUUUCCUGUUCACCAAAGGUUUAACAGCUUUAUCAAGUUAUUUUGUCAUUGUGUGGUACUUUCCUUCCUAUUUUCAGCAGGUUUAUAAAGUAGCACGAUUGUGGAUCAAUGUUAAACACUGUAUGUAUAAACAUAUUGGACAGAAUCAAACUUGUACAGCAAAGUAAUAAAAUCCCAUAAAUUCUC
Molecule: messenger RNA, 4153 nt
Organism: Misgurnus anguillicaudatus (oriental weatherfish)
Lineage: Eukaryota; Metazoa; Chordata; Actinopteri; Cypriniformes; Cobitidae
Gene: arrdc1b
Product: arrestin domain containing 1b
Biological process (GO): protein transport
Cellular component (GO): cytoplasm
Molecular function (GO): ubiquitin protein ligase binding; ubiquitin-like ligase-substrate adaptor activity
Source: RefSeq, a predicted model, not a curated record